This is a messenger RNA of Pelobates cultripes (western spadefoot toad), 7143 nucleotides long. NCBI's taxonomy places the organism in Eukaryota, Metazoa, Chordata, Amphibia, Anura, Pelobatidae. The record is from the annotation of a GenBank genome assembly.
AUGCACGGCUGUUGGAAAACGCCUGGGAAUGGAGUUAUCACGUCUUCAAGCAAUCUGUGAUUAUUAUCACCUAUUUUUUAAAGUAAGUUUACUGAAACACAUUGUUCAUUUCAUAGUAGACUUAUGUGCGAAAAACAGGCAACGUUACUGGCAUUUUUUGAAAAUUUUUUUUAUUACUUUCUUAGCUAUAAAAAUCAGUUAAGAAGACUAAAGGUGGACUAUUUGGAAUAUUGGUUCCCAUCCCAGUCUUUAAGGCACACCAACAGGCUAUGUUUUUGGAUUAAUCCAAUGUAAUAAAUAUUAACGUGAGAUGUUGUACUAGGACAGUGAUGGCGAUCCUAUGGCACGCGUGCCACAGUUGGCACGCCGAGCCCCCUCUGUGGGCACGCGGCCAUAGGUCGCCGGAGAGAGGGAGGGUGCGCAAAGCCGGAGUGACCGGCAGGAGGCGAGCGCAUAGCGCACAGCGCUCACUCCUGCCAGGCACUCUGUGUAGCGUGGCCGAGCGCAUAGCGGUACAGGAACUUAUGUUUCCUGUACCCGGGCGGACGGAAAUGAAGUGCUCACAGAGAGAGCACUUCCUGUCCGCCGGGUACAGGAAACUGAGCUCCGCGCUCGGCCACGCUACAAGGUAGGAGAUCAAGGGAGGGAAAACUGAGGAGGUAUGGGGGAGGAAAACUGAGGUAUGGGGGGAGGAAGAAAACUGAGGAAGGUAUGGGGGGAAAACUGAGAGGUAUGGGGGGAGAAAACUAGGGAGUAUGGGGAAAAGAAAACUGAGGGAGGUAUGGGGGAAAAGAAACUGAGGGAGGUAUGGGGGGAGAAAACUGAGGGAGGUAUGGGGAAAGAAAACUGAGGAGGUAUGGGGAGGGGAAGAAAAAACUGAGGGAAGUAUAGGGGAGGGAAAAACUGAGAGUAUAGGGGAAAGAAAACUAGGGAGGUAUGGGGAAAGAAGCGAAGGAAGUAUGGGGGAAAAGCACUGAGGGAGAGUAUAGGGGGAAAAAGCAGGGAGUAUGGAAGAAAACUAGAGGAGAGUAUGGGGAAAAGAAACUGAGGAUGUAUGGGGGGGAGAAAACUGAGGGAGGUAUGGGGGAAAACUGAGAGGUAUAGGGGAAAAACAAAAAGGUAUGGGGGAGGGAAGAAAAACUGAGGUAUGGGGGAAAACUGAGGGAAGGUAUGGGGGGAAAGCUGAGAGUUAUGGGGGAGAAAAAACUGAGGAGUUAUGGGGGAGAAAAACUGAGGGAGGUAUGGGGGAGAAAAACAGGGAGGUAUAGGGGAGGAAGAAAACUGAGGAGGAAGUAUGGGGGAGGGAAGAACUGAGAGAGAGAUAUAGGGGAAAAGCGGAGUAUGUUAUAGCAGAAGAAAAAAUAUGGGGAGGGAUGGGGGAAAAGAAAACAGUGGGGGAGGGAGAGAGGGGACCACAGCACCCUACCCUACAUAUCACACCACACAUAUCACCCCACACAAAGACACACACACACAUCACCCACACACACACACACACACACUGCCCCCCACACACACACACCACCACAUCUCCCCACACACACACACACCACCCCACACACACACCACCACAUCUCCCCACACACACACACACACACACACACACACACCACCCCCCCCACACACAUACCACCCCAUAUCACCCCACCCACAAACACACCACCCCACAUACACCACCCCACACACAUCACCCCACCCACACACACACACCACCCCACACAAACCCAUCACCCCACACACAAACACAUACACUGUACCCAUCAAUGCAGUGUGUGUACACUCAGCAGUCUGUGUGUGUGUGUGUGUGUGUGUGUGUGUAUUUAGCAGUCUGUGUGUGUACUCGGCAGUCUGUGUUUGUGUGUAUUUAGCAGUCUGUGUGUGUAUUCAGCAGACUGUGUACUCAGCAGUCUGUGUGUGUAUUCCGCAGUCUGCUAAAUACCCACAGACAGACUGCUAAAUACACAUACAGACAGACUGCCGAGCACACACACAAACUGCUUAAUACACACACAGAGAUGUUAAUUAGUUCGGACAACUGUAUGAGUUGUUUUUUCUAAACUUAAACCUCAGUAUUCAAGUUUAAUUGCCGUUUUGGCACUUUGAGGAAAAGAAAAUUGGCAUGUAUUACGGUUUGGGCACUCGGGCUCAAAAAGGUUCGCGAUCACUGUACUAGGACAAACUUGUGUGUAUUACAAUUUCACUUUUAAUAUAAUUAAUUAAUUAAAUACUAUGAAAAAAUAUAUAUAUACAUAUUCUCUCAACCUUCUGGGUGUAUUCCUCAGUGUAUUCCUCAGUCUCAGGUCUUCUACCAAAGACCUGAGCUCCAAGUGCUCCUAUCACAAAUGAGACUACUACUGCCUUCAUGUUUCACAUCCUCAUUCUCAACAUUUAUGGUACUUUCCAUCUGGAUUCAUGCAGGUCCAGCUGAUAAUCUGUGCAAGUAAUCCAAAAAGGGGAUAAACAAAGGCAAGAUCAAGUAAAAUUCGAAUAAUACAGGCAGCAAGAUUCAAAAGCGGUGAGACAAGUCAUAAGGUGGCCAAUGAUAGCUCAGCUGUUUUGUGAUUAAAUAGGGCGCCCAAUUUGUGCCUCUAUAGCAGUGAUGGCGAACCUAUGGCACGUGUGCCACAGGUGGCACGCCGAGCCCCUCUGUGGGCACGUGGCCAUAGGUCGCCGGAGAGAGGGAGGGUGCGCAAAGCCGGAGUGACCGGCAGGAGGCGAGCGCAUAGCGCACAGCGCUCCCUCCUGCCAGGCACUCUGUGUAGCGUGGCCGAGCGCAUAGCGGUACAGGAACUUAUGUUUCCUGUACCCGGGCGGACGGAAAUGAAGUGCUCACAGAGAGAGCACUUCCUGUCCGCCGGGUACAGGAAACUGAGCUCCGCAGUGCGCUCAGCCACGCUACAAGGUAGGAGAUCAAGGGGGGGGAGGGGGAGAAAACUGAGGGAGGUAUGGGGGAGGAAGAAACUAGAGGUAUAUAGAGAGGGAAAGAAACUGAGGGGAGGUAUAGAGGGAAAAGCAGGAAGGUAGGGAGGGAAAACUAGGAAAGUAUGGGAAAAGAAAAGCAGGGAGGAGGUAUAGGGAGAAAACUAGGGAGAUAUGGGGGGGGAAGAAAACUGAGGGGAGAUAUGGGGGAAGAAAACUGAGGGAGGUAUGGGGGAAAGAAACUGAGGAGGUAUAGAGGGGAGAAACUGAGGUAUGGGGGAAGCAGGGAGGUAUGGGGGAAGAAACUGAGGGAGGUAUGGGGGGAGAAAGCAGAGUAGGGGGAGAACUGAGGGAGGUAUGGGGGGGGGGGGAGAAAAGAAGCGAGGGAGUUAUAGGGGAGAAAGCAGGGAGGUAUGGGGGGGAGAAAACUGAGGGAGGUAUGGGGGGAGAAAACUGAGGGAGGUAUAGGGGGAGAAAACUGAGGGAGGUAUGGGGAAGAGAAAACUGAGGGAGGUAUGGAGGGGGGAACUGAGGGAGAUAUUUGGGGAGAAACUGAGUGUGGGAUGGGAGAAAAAAAAUGAGGGAGGGAUGGGGGGAAGGAAAACAGUGGGGGUGGGGAGAGGGGGGACGACAUACACACAGCACCCCUGCCCUACACAUAUCACCCCACACAAAGACACACACACACCACCCCCCCACACACACCACCACACAUCACCCCACACACACACACACCACCCCCCCACACACACACCACCCCACAUCACCCCACCCACACACACACACCACCCCACACACACACAUCACCCUACACACAAACACUUACACUGUACCCAUAAAUGCUGUGUGUGUACACUCAGCAGUCUGUGUGUGUGUGUGUAUUUAGCAGUCUGUGUGUGUACUCGGCAGUCUGUGUUUGUGUGUAUUUAGCAGUCUGUGUGUGUAUUCAGGAGACUGUGUACUCAGCAGUCUGUGUGUGUAUUCCGCAGUCUGCUAAAUACAGACAGACUGCUAAGUACACAGACAGGCUGCUAAAUACACAUACAGACAGACUGCCGAGCACACACACAAACUGCUUAAUACACACACAGAGAUGUUAAUUAGUUCGGACAACUGUAUGAGUUGUUUUUUCUAGACUUAAACCUCAGUAUUCAGGUUUAAUUGCCGUUUUGGCACUUUGAGGAAAAAAAAAUUGGCAUGUAUUACGGUUUGGUCACUCGGGCUCAAAAAGGUUCGCCAUCACUGCUCUAUAGUAUUGAAACGCUGCACUGAGUCAAUCAGAUGGCCUCUCUGAGACUGUCUGAUUGAAAUAGCAGUGUUUUACUUUGCUAUAUACAUACUGCACAUUCAAAAUAAAUAAACCCAGAUAUGUACAAAAGAGAGUACGCGUGUGUUACAGCCUACUGAAUCAGUUGUAUUUUGGUUUCUUUUGUAAGUUUACUAAAUGCAGGGUACCAGGGACCCUAAUUAUUCUCCAGGCCUAAAUGGAUCCCUCUACACACUCAGGCCAAAAUCUCCUUCUUCCAAGCAUGUAUUGACCCAUCCAUCUGCCUGUGUUGCCUCCAAAUUCUGCCUUCACAAAGGCCCUGCCUUCACUUUGCCUAUAAACCUUACAAAACUAACCAUCUAAACCUGCUUAGGGAAGAAAACCCCCAGCUCCUUCAGAGCUAAAAAUAAAAUGGCGAUUCUUUAAGAUCAGAGAUGCUAUACAAACUAUGAAGCACUCCACAUUUUGUGUAUUGCAUGUUUACUUCACUUGCUUUCCAGACUAGACUAAGCUCAUUGAUCCACCAGUGUUACUAUAAAUAAUUCUAUUAGUAAAAAACUUACUAACCAUCUUUUGUUUCAGGCUCUGAACUGGUACAAUCAGGUUCUAGACCAGCUUUCAUUUAAAGAUUCUUUCUGGAAGGAGAAUCCAUUGAAAGAUAGUGAUGCAAGACCCCUGGCACAUACUAGUUUGCUGUGGAGAAGACAGUGUCAAAUAGUUUUAUCACAGAUGCCUCCACAGAAACCAAGUGAAUGGGCUGAGCUCAUCACACUCUCUAAACUGAUUCCAGAAAAUCAGAAGACACAAGGGAUACAGCUAGCUUCAAGGUAUUGGAUAUUUUAUAUACAUAUACUGAUAUAUAAAAAGGCAAACAUCCCCUGCACUCACGCUUUAACCGCUUCACUGCCGCGCGCAUCAACCAGAGCUCCACAUGACACAGAAUCCAAAAACAAAUGGCUGCUCACCGGUCUUUAAAAAAUGAAACUUUAUUUAAUUAAGUUUAAAAAUAGUGACCAACGUUUCAGUCCCCGUUCGGGACUUUCUUCAGGGUCAAAAAUAACAGGACAACCUUAAUUAAAUAAAGUUUCAUUUUUUUAAAGACUGGUGAGCAGCCAUUUCUUUUUGGAUUCUAUACUGAUUAUAUAUAUAUAUAUAUAAAAUUAAAAUGGAAAGUAUUAGUACAGAAGUAUGAGUAACCCCCAUCUCACUAACCCCCAGUCUGUGUUAGAAGCAAUAUUACACAUAAGAGUACUUGGUGCUACCAUGGCUUAUAACCAGGAAAAGGAAUGUUAUGGUUAAUAAAAACAAAUGUUCUCUUUUUUAACAAUGGGUAAUACUCAAGAAAUAACUGAGGGAAGGUAUUAAAAAGCAGGCACAAAUACAUGCAAACGCACUGUAUUUUAGAGAUCAAAAGAAAAGCGCAUCAAAUGUCAUCAAGUCUUAGAAGCCAUCAAAUCACUUUCCACAAAGUGUUCAUGGCAAGCUGAUCUAACGUCCAACAGAUAAUGUUUGAAAAUACAUCCCAAAUCCAAUAACAAGUGGUAGUAAGUUACUUUGCUUAAAGCAUAGCCAAAUCAUAGCAGAAGAAUACAAUUUUUCAGUUUUACUCUCCUUAUCCACUGCCAUGCCAUCAGCUUGAUGCAUUGGAUUCUGAGAGAAGAGAUGGGAAUCUAAUACAUAAGUUCUUUGCAAAGGCUGAGGUGGGCAAUAAGUAACGAUCAGAAAGAUCUUGGAUUCCAUUAGUCUUAUUUGUCUUAGCAGCAGAACUAAAAGAGAAAAUGGUAGAAAAUAUUUUAUAUUCUAAUAUAUUUAGGAAGUAUUUUGUAAUUUCUGUAACUACAAAAUACUAUAUGAGUUAAUCACAAAACAAAUAAAAAGCACAAUGGAAGAACAAUUUAAUUUCUUGUGUGAUUCAGAAUACUUAAUGUGGUGCAAAACCACUAAAUUCGUUUUAUUCUCAGAUCAGGUUAUUAGUGACUAAUAUAGAGGGAUAAAGUAAGAGCAUUAGAGGGAUAAAGUAAGAGCAUUAAAAACAAUUUAUGUUCAUAUAUUUACAUAACCUCUAUAUAAUAUAUAUGGGUUUUCACUGCUCUUACCUUUUUCCCUUUUAUAGGUUACUUUUUCUUACUUGAUCUGUACUGUACUGUUUUUUAUAAAGCGCCAACAGAUUCCGCAGCGCUGUACAAUUAGUGGAGAACGUACAAUAUACACAUAAAAAGAGGUCGAGAGAGCCCUGCCCGUAAGCUGAUAUCUAGCCAUUGGAGCUCUUUUUUACAAAGUGCUUAGUUUUAUGGCCCGUGAGCUUACAAUCUAAAGGAUACAAUGGGGAUUUGAGACAAGAGGUAGCAGGGGAAAUUUGGUGGUGAUGGCUGAAAGAGUUAACAGAGAAGCAGCUAUUGGUAAGAUGUUAGGGGAAUGAAGAGUUAAUUGAGUGAGAAUCUCAAACAGCUGGAGGAGCAUGCUAUAUAUUUAGGGGGAGCCUGGGUGGGAAGUGGUGAGAAAAAAAAUGAUCUGUGAACCAAAUGGUACUGCACAAUAUAUAAUUAGUUUUUUAAUUCAUCAACAAUAGGAUUUACGAAAUUUGUCAGAACCGAACGCCGGUCAAAACAGUUUCUCAGAAUGUCUGGAAUGGGAGACUGGCAUCCCUAGAAAACCAACAUCCUGUACAGCAUGUACCCCUGCCCCAUCCUGUUGCAUGGCCAACCCCUGACCUGCUCCAGCCAGCUGUCACCUGAACACUGGAAGGAUGUAUACCACAAGCAUCCCUUGUAUCACCAACACUAAGGGGCCCUGAGACAACAUUCCAUGCAUUCUCAAUGAGCCUAUCUUCUCUCUGCUCAACACCUUACAGAGGAGAGACUGUGACAUGCUGUGGGCCCCAGCCACCCCACUUCUCACACAGCAACAAUCCUGAACACCCAUAUGCCAACAGAGAGGCUUCUGCGUACCUGCUGUAA